CUCUCUCUAACCUCACCAGGGCAAGACUGGGAGAGAUGGAUACCCGGGCCCGCUCGGCAUGGAUGGCAAACCAGGUCUCCCAGGUCCUAAAGGAAGUCAGGGACCAGUGGGACUCAAGGGAGAUAAGGGUGACCAGGGAGACAUUGGGCCCAGGAUGGUCUUUCCCCGCUAUGACCACGGCUUUAUGUCUGGUGACCAGUCCAACUUUCAGAGACGCUUGAUGAAGGGUGACCAAGGAUCCCCGGGCCCCAGAGGCCCUCCUGGGAACACAGGCAAGGACGGGCCCCGCGGCCCCGCUGGAGAACAGGGUUUCCCUGGUCUCGAUGGUGUGGAGGGACAAGCAGGUGUACCUGGAAAGCCGGGUGAAGAUGGCGAGCCAGGAUACCCAGGGCCACAGGGACCCCCAGGGUCAAAGGGGGAGGCUGGUUUGCUGGGAGAGAAGGGGGAGAGGGGCAUGGACGGACUCCCAGGGUUUAAGGGAGACAAAGGAGAUAUCGGAGAGCAAGGCACCCAGGGAGACUUGGGUUAUCCUGGUGAAAAGGGGGUUCCUGGCUCUACUGACGUCAUUGACUUCAAUGGGAAGCUACUAGAAGCCUUCCAGGCCAUCCAGACCAUCAGUGUCGGGGGCCCACCAGGGUUACCGGGGCCCCCAGGACCCCCAGGAGGAAAGGGAGAGCUAGGCUUGCCUGGGACAUCUGGACUAGAUGGGGAGAAGGGUCCGAAGGGAGAUAUGGGGGAGACGGGGUCGAUCGGAGAGAAAGGAGAGAAAGGAGAGAUGGGUCUCUCUGGGCCAGGGGGGAGGGAUGGACAGAAGGGGGACAAGGGAGACUCCAGGCUGGAAGAUAACCUGGUUCAGAUGAUUUCUCAGCCAGGCCCUCCCGGCCCCCCGGGACCCCCUGGACCUACAGGGUACAUGGGCCAUCAUGGAACGCCUGGCCCUAAGGGAGAGCCUGGAGACAAAGCUAAAGGGGAGAAGGGAGACAUUGGACCUGCUGGACUGAGGGGUGUUGAUGGCCCUCAGGGUCCCCCCGGCUCCACAGGAUUGGUGGGUCUCCCAGGGACCAAAGGAGAGAAGGGCAAGUCUGGGGAGCCUGGAAUGGAUGGUUUCCCAGGCCUGAUUGGAGAGAAGGGAGACCGGGGAGACAGAGGAGACAAGGGUGACCGGGGGACGGUGGGGAAGAGAGGUCUGAAGGGCGGUAAGGGGGAGCAGGGUCCUCCUGGACUGGACCAGCCCUGUCCUGUGGGUUCUAGUGGGACUAAAGGACUUUCUGAUGAGGAGGUACAGUCCGCUUCUCCUCCUCUUCCUCCUUCUGGCCCUGAGGCCUCCUGUCCUUUGGGGCAGGAUGGACUGCCCAUACCAGGAUGCUGGCACAAGGAGGAGAAGGACGAGGAGAGGAGGAGACAGAAACUCAAACGCAAGCGUCUCGCUCUCUCUCAGCCCAGAGGGGAGAGCAGGCCUGGAGGACAGAGGGAAGACGCGGGAGAAACAGACAGUCAUGGGAGCAAAGAGGACAGACAACCUCUAUUGAGAGAGUCAUGAAACAGUUCCGUGCAAUUCAGUUCACUGAAGAAUAGUGAGAUCCUGCAUUAUGGAAAUAUACCAGUAGAGGGAGACACAGAACACUACAUUUACACUUUCACCUGAAGAGGAAUCUCACCCAUUGGCUGUUGUCGUUUUUUUACCACACUCACAGUUGGUUCUGGGCUACAGAGGCAAGAAUUUUCCUAUGAUUACAUAAUAAUAAUAAUAAUAUAUGUCUGUGGAUUCAGCCGACAGAUAUGAUGAAAGUGUUUUUAUGAUAUGAAGUAUGACAAUUUAAUUUGUUGCUCUUCUUUACUUUAGUGUUUCCAUUUAAUAAAGUGCAUGAUCAACACAAGUCACAGCAUUAUAUAAAGUAGCUUCCCCCAUACCAGCACACUAAGGCAAUAAGUUACUGAGGUAUUUACUUUGCAAAGAACAAUCUCUUAACAGUCUUUCCAUGUAAAAUGCCACAAGGCAUCGUUUCUUUAUGCAGAUGGUUUUUUUUUUGUUUGUGUGCGUGGGUGACACUACCGGGAGUGAUGACAAGUGUGAUGUUUUAUUUGAUUUUGAUCUCGUUCAGUUACAUUUGCAUUCCUGUGCAUGGACGUGUUUGUAUAAUAUACAGAUGCAUACUAAGUUCACUGUGUUAAAUUCAACGUCAGAAUUGAAGGAGCCAUUUGCAGUAUUAACAAAUAUGGAGUAAUCCAUCAAUGAAGAUGAAUAUGAAGUUCAUUUGAAUAUUAAGUCACUUUGUGAUUUUAUAUGGCAUUCAUCAGAUGCCAAAUAGAAAUAUCACAUCAGUAUUUGCUGACAGUGUUGACAGUACAGUGUUGAAGACACGUUUUAUUUAAGUAUUAUCACUUAACCUUAGCGAAAGAGACAUUUAGAUGAAAUACUGUUCUCUCAACAACAGUAUGAAUUCUUGCUGCUGACUUAAAAUUGUAUUGUUUGUUUUUCUUAACCAAUGAGUUUAGUUAUAUAAGACAAGAGUUCACAGACUGAAGUACAAUAAUGUACCUAAAGUCGUUGAUUUAAUAAUAGUUAUACUCGUUGAUCUACAUUGACAAAAAGGUAAGCAUUGACGGUUGGUUUCACUAUACCUACUUGUUUGUUUUUUUUAUACAUUAUCACAUCAUGAAUGACAUUUUUUCAUUUUCUUCUGAUUUACAUAUUUCUUUUCUGACUUUAUGGAUUGUCUUUUGGAGAUGUAUCUUAUCGGUGCUCGAUCACUCUUUCUAACUUUAUGAAUUCUCUUUUAGAAAUCUAUCUACUUGGUGCUCGAUCACUCUGCGUUUCUGUUUUUCUCAAGUCUUCCUGUAUGGUCCACACACAACACACACACACACACACACACACACACACACACACACACACACACACACACACACACACACACACACACACACACACACACACCUCAAUUUCAAUGUCAAGAGCACAUGGCAUAUAUAAGUAACUUGUCUUGUGGGUUUCACUAUACCACAUUUAUGCUAUUAAGAUAAGAUAAUAAACAACUAGUUCAUUAUAUUGUACUUUAUUAAUGUACCAUUUCCAGUAUUUUUAAUUCACAAAGUGUUGUAUUUGAAACUGGGAUGUAGUGCACAAUCAUAUUUGUUGUUUUCUUCAACCCUGUCAUUUAAAGGCCCAGUGCAGUCACUGUGAAAGUGUGAACAAAUGUUAUCAGUGUUAUUUCCUAAUAGUUCCUGAUUGAAAAUACAAUCUACACAGGACCUUUCUAUUCAACAGGUUUUCAUGGGCGGGAGGUUGGUAAAUUGGUUAAUAGACCAAUAUAAAGUAGACUUUAAACCUCUCCCCAUUUUAAUUCAAAUCUAUUACAGUAAGAGAAUUAAUUGUUACCAAGAAAUUAUUUGAUAUUGAUAUAAAAAAAAACGUCUGCAUUGGGCCUUUGAUGUUGGAUAUAUGCAGCAAUGUGUGUGGUACACUACCUUAACAAACUGGUGUUUCUCUGCAAUAUUACAGGUUUAUUUCUUUGGCAGAUAUCCUCAGUUUCUCAUUUUUUAAGGAAUAAUUGCCAUCCAUUGGUGACACAAUGUCUCAGUACAGUUUAGCGUGUUUUAUAACAAAAAUAUUACAGUAUUAGGUCGAUUUUAUGAGUUUGUUUAUUUGGUUGUGUAUUUGGUUGUAAAAAUAAUUAAGCUAUUUUUGUAACUGCUAUCUUUAUCUUUGUAUUAUGUUACAUCUGUUCAACUCAACAUGUAGACUGAAAUAAACUCCAUAAAAUAUACUGUUA
Messenger RNA from Oncorhynchus keta (chum salmon), 3773 nucleotides. Its product is annotated as collagen alpha-1(XXIII) chain-like. The transcript is spliced from 28 exons. Bases 59 to 1540 code for a protein of 493 amino acids. NCBI's taxonomy places the organism in Eukaryota, Metazoa, Chordata, Actinopteri, Salmoniformes, Salmonidae. The record is from RefSeq and is a predicted model, not a curated record.